Messenger RNA from Pelagomonas calceolata, 795 nucleotides. Lineage: Eukaryota; Pelagophyceae; Pelagomonadales; Pelagomonadaceae. The record is from the annotation of a GenBank genome assembly.
CGCAUGCGCUGCGCCGCUGCCUGGUAUAUACGUCGUAAGACGAUUUAUCACUAAUUUAUAAUAAUACCUACAAUCGUGCAGGGCACUCCAUGCACGAUCUCGUUUGGCUGCUCGCGCUGCUCGGAGCAGCGCACUCGACGAGCGCGCUGCGCCAGCCACGGAUUAAUGCAGCACACAAAACGAGUGUACGCGCCGCACCCGGCGGCGAUGACGCCGCGUCGCUGUUUGCAGAGGCUGCGCGGCUCCGACGGGAGGCCGCCGAGGCGGAGCGAGACUUCGCGCCGGCGACCGAGGCAACAACCGAGGCGCCGGCGGCCCGACCGGGGCUCUCGGUCGUGCUCCCCAUCGCGCGACCCGACUGGAGCGUCGAGGACACGGAGUGCUUCUUCGAGCCGCGCUCGGACGGCUCCGCCCAACUAAUAAAGUUCGAAGUCGAGGUGCCGUGCGGCGUGAUACUGCAGGAGUCCGACGACGCGGGCGGUCGGCCGAUCGUCGUCGUCGGCGCCGUCGGCGAGGGAUCGAACGCGGAGGCGGCGGGUCUGCGCCCGGGCGACAUCCUGCGCGCCACCAGCGCGGUGCGCCAGCAGAUGGAGAUGCCGACGUGGCAACUCCUCGGCGGCGGGAUCGGGCGGCCGAAGACGUUCCGCUUCAUCUUCGGUGCGGACCUCGACGCCAAGCCCGCGCGGGACUUCGAAGAGGUCCUCGGAGCCGUCGGUUCCAAUCGGCUGGACCCGCAGGGGCGGCCGGCGAUCCUCGUCGUCGAGCGCCCCGCAUAAUAUAGAAUAAAUCACGCCG